AUGACACAGUAGCACAUUAAAGCAUCUCCCCAACUUUCUGUUUGACAGGAUGAACUGCGGUUGUUUGACCUUAACACUGAAGGACCAGCUGGCAUCACGCUUGACUGGCACCUUUCCUUCAUGAGCAAACGGUCGGCUCAUCUAUUCAGUCAACAGGCCCCGUGUGUAAUGGGUGUGUCUAAUAGGUUUAGAGUAAUAGGUGGAACUGUUACUCUAAGAGUGGGAAAAAGACCCACCUAUGCAGCUCUUCUUUCAAUAUAUAAGGCUGCAAAGUGAGAGAGGGUGGUUAGAUGCAGACACCAGCAAUAAGCAGUGGAACUAACAGCGGGUGUUUGGAAAGAAAGAAGAAAAGGUCACCACCAUGAAAAGCAUUCACUCCCUGGCUGGCAUCCUCCUGGUCCUCGGCUUUGUCCAAAGCAGUUGGCAGGUUCCUCUGCAUGAUGCUGAUGACAGCUUAAGUUUUGAAUCAGACAACACAUUAAAUGAUGAGCCUGUGGAGUUGUCGAGCAUGAAGAGACAUUCAGAGGGAACUUUCUCAAAUGACUACAGUAAAUAUCUGGAGGACAGGAAAGCACAGGACUUUGUUCGGUGGCUGAUGAACAACAAGAGGAGCGGUGCUGGCGAGAAGCGACAUGCAGAUGGCACCUUCACCAGUGAUGUAAGCUCCUUCCUCAAAGACCAGGCAAUCAAAGACUUUGUUGCCAACCUCAAGUCUGGACAAGUCCGAAGAGAAUCUGAAAUGGAAAGAUGGGGUGAAACAUUCAGCAAGAGGCACGUAGAUGGAAGCUUCACCAGCGAUGUGAACAAGGUACUGGAUUCCAUGGCCGCCAAGGAAUAUUUACUCUGGGUCAUGACCUCCAAGCCUUCAGGGGAAAGUAAGAAAAGACAAGCAGAUGAAUGAGAGUCU
Messenger RNA from Pundamilia nyererei, 907 nucleotides. Its product is annotated as glucagon-1-like. The coding region runs from base 362 to 901 and encodes 179 amino acids. The record is from RefSeq and is a predicted model, not a curated record. The transcript is spliced from 6 exons. Gene Ontology annotation, molecular function: glucagon receptor binding; hormone activity. Gene Ontology annotation, biological process: response to starvation. Gene Ontology annotation, cellular component: extracellular region. Lineage: Eukaryota; Metazoa; Chordata; Actinopteri; Cichliformes; Cichlidae.